Messenger RNA from Lotus japonicus, 2599 nucleotides. Its product is annotated as putative pentatricopeptide repeat-containing protein At1g03510. Gene Ontology annotation, molecular function: RNA binding; protein binding. Bases 1202 to 1984 code for a protein of 260 amino acids. Gene Ontology annotation, biological process: RNA modification. The transcript has a single exon. Lineage: Eukaryota; Viridiplantae; Streptophyta; Magnoliopsida; Fabales; Fabaceae. The record is from RefSeq and is a predicted model, not a curated record.
UGAUGGGGUUGUAAAUCCGAUAAAUUUUGGUAGAGUUUUGAUUCAUGCACAAUUCACUUUCUUUUCCACCUCAUUCUCACUCCCUUUUUUUACCAAACAACAUUAAUCUUUCUCUCUAAUCAUCUUCUAUCUUCUUUGCUAAACUAAACAUGUGUUAUUGUGAAAGACAUUAACCACCAGUUAAAAAAUCAGCUCAAAAACCUAAUUUUUUUUAGCUUCCUUUAAGAAGCUAGAAUUGUUGUGUCCCAAUCACAACAGUCAAACACAUGGAAAAGGGACUUCAAGUCAACAAGGCCACUCCACAGGGUCACUUCACCAUAGAGCUACUCACUCCAAUUUCUAACACAAGUAGUGAGUGAAGAAAACAAAACAGAAGCAAACGUUUGUAUUGUAUUGUAAUUUGCAUGGCUUCAUCUUCAUACUAUUCAGCAACGGGAGUUGGGUUUGGCACCCCACCUAUGGGGCUUGGCACCCCACUUUAUCAAAUACGGAAUUUAAAAUUCCGUAUUCUCCCUAUUGAAUACGGAACUUAAAAUUCCGUACUGUAUUUAAGCAUGCGUGUCACAUUUUCAACCACUCAUUAUAUACUAAAACAGAUACGGAAUUUUAUUUUCCGUAUUGAUACGGAACUUUAAAUUCCGUAUUUAAUAAAGUGGGGUGCAAAGCCUAAGGGGUGGGGCACCAAACUCAAUUCCCUUCAGCAACCCAUUCACGGUUGCUUUAUUUCACAAAGCUCAUAACCUCCCACGUCAACCAAUCCCGUCACGACCAAGCCCUCACCGUCUUCCACCACAUACAUUCCACCCUCACUCUCCCCCUCGACCCUCACGUCUUCUCCCUCGUCCUCAAAUCAUGCACCGCCCUCCGCCGCCCCCUCCUCGGCGCCGCCAUCCACGCCCACGCCGCCAAAUCCUCCUUCCUCUCCAACCCCUUCAUUGCCUCCGCUCUCAUCAACCUCUACGGCCAUUGUCUCUCCCUCACCUCCGCACGCCACCUGUUUGAUGAAAUUCCCCACCGAAAUGACGUCGUCUGGAACGCCAUGAUCUCGCUUUAUGCCCACUCCCCUGAUAACCUCCCAACUGCGUUAGAGCUCUUCCACCUCAUGGACGUCCCGCCGAACGAGUCCACAUUCAACCCAAUCAUAGCCGCGUUGGCAGCCCAGAACGACGGGUCGUUUAAAGCCAUUGCUUAGUACCGGAAGAUGCUUGAGCUAGAACUCAGGCCGCGUUUGAUAACGCUGCUUGCUUUGCUCCCUGCUUGUGUUAACGUCGCGGCGCUGAAUUUGAUUAAGGAGAUUCAUGGGUAUGGAAUAAGGAAUGAUAUCGACCCGCAUCCCCAAUUGGGUAGUGGACUAAUUGAGGCUUAUGGAAGAUGUGGUUGCCUUGUGAAUUCGUGUAACGUGUUUUCGAAAAUGAGGGAUAUGGAUAAGGAUGUGGUUGCGUGGAGUAGUCUGAUAUCUGCGUAUGCGCUUCACGGGGAGGCUAAAGCCGCGUUGGAGACGUUCAAGGAAAUGGAAAUGGCGGGAGUGAAGCCUGAUGGGAUCACUUUCCUCGGGGUGUUGAAGGCUUGCAGCCAUGCCGGGUUUGCGGAUGAUGCAUUGUGUUAUUUUACGAGAAUGCAGAGGGAUUAUGGUGUGGAGGCGAGUAGCGAUCAUUACUCGUGCUUGGUGGAUGUGUUGAGUAGGGCUGGGAGGUUGCAUGAGGCGUACGAGGUGAUAAGAGGGAUGCCGGUGAAAGUGACCGCCAAGGCGUGGGGCGCGCUUCUUGGGGCUUGUAGGAAUUUUGGGGAGUUGGGAUUGGCUGAGAUUGCAGGGAAAGCUUUGGCCGAGGUUGAGCCUGAGAAUGCUGCAAAUUAUGUUCUGUUGGCAAAGAUGUAUGCUAGUGUUGGGAGACAGGAGGAGGCAGAGAGAUUGAGGAGGGAAAUGAGAGAGCGGGGAGUGAAGUCAACAACUGGUAGUAGCUGGGUUGUGUAUUCAGAGUCAUGAAGUGUAAUGGGCGUUUGGAUUUACUAACUUCAGGGUCUAAGGUGCAUUUUCUCAGAAGCUGUGACUGAAAAGCUACGAGAUAAGCUUUCACUUAGAAGUGAUUCUGUAGAAAUGAUUCUUUGGCAUUUCAUUGUGGAGCUAACGAUACCAUUCACCUCAUGUUAGCAUACCAAAAAUAAUGUUCUUGGAAACAGGAAGGAUGAAGUUCACAUAGGCAGGGUAUGAAUAGGCUCCAACACUUGUUGUCAAGGUGCUUUUAUGGACAUGAAUCCUCUGAUUUUGGCUCCAAGGUUUUGAAUGGAGACUGGGAGCUCAAUUUGCAUAUAAAAGCUAUUAGUUAAUUCCAUAUACCUCUAAAAUCAGAAAGUUGUGACAGCACUUGUGAUUUCAGACUGCAAUUUGAAAACCUUUCUGAGAGCCUGACAUGACUUUGUUGUUUGAAGAUGGAGAUUAACACCCCCUAUACAAGAGGCCUCGCGAGAACAUGGUCCCCCAUUCUUGCAAUGAGUGAGAGUUCAACUCCGCGCUGAUGAUCCACAGAUACUAGAUCGUGAUCUUGUAAAUUCGUUAUAAGCUGAUUUUAUGGUUGAAGAUAUUGGUUGGGCAAUUAUUUAA